UUUGAUGUGAAACUGCAAAUUAUCAGGAACUUUUUAGGAGGGUGAAAAAAAGGAAAAAUAAAAAAUGUACAAUAAUCUGGUUGUAUAAGUAUGCACACCCCACCAAGACUCUGUCAGCAUGGCACAUCCUGACACGUAAGAGCACCUCCUGUGCAGAGCCUGCUUCAGAUGUUUAGCUGGAUUCAGGUCUGGGUGUGGUGUUCUUUUGGUGAUGUAGUGUUCAUGUGCCAAACAUAACUUUUGGAAUUAUGGAAUGAUUGUACCUUGUGGAAUUGGUCUCAUCAGACCAUAACUCAUUUUCCACAUGGUUUGGGGUGAUGUACUUGAGGUUGGAUGUUUUUUGUGAGAAAGGGCUUCGGUCUAGCCGCCCUAACCGUUGAUGCCACAUGCAGAGAGGAAUCAGUACACGUCAGAUGUUCCUGCAGCUCCUUUAAUGUUGCUGUAGGUCUCUUGGCAGCCUCCCUGACCUACUGCCCUAAUAUCUCCAAUAAAAUGGCAGUCUUAAAGGUGACCUUCACUAAGACGAGUCGAGGCAAGCUGGCCCAGGCUCUGUGGGUGCUGAACUGGGUCUCUGUGAUUACGGGCCUCGUGCUCUUCAGCUUGGGCCUUUUCUUAAAAGUGGAGAUCCAGAAAAGACGAGAGCUCAUGGCCGACGACGUCCAUUCUGUGCCAAACAUGCUGAUCACCGUGGGCCUGGCCGCCUGUGGCAUCAACUUCCUGGGUGGGAAGAUCUGCUACGACUGCGUGGACGUGGACAAUUUCCUGCACUGGAAGAUCCUCAUGCUGCCGUACAUCAUCUGUACCUUCUUCUUCACCUUCUGCAUCCUGGUGGAAGCUCUGAUGUGCUACACCAUGCGCAGAGACCUGGAAGCAGCUCUGUUUUCUGGUCUGCAGGACGCCAUGCACUACUACAAGGACACGGACAUGCCCGGGCGCUGUUACAUCAAGCAUAGCGUUGAUCUCCUGCAGAUCCAGUUCCAGUGCUGUGGAAAUGAUGGGUUUAGAGAUUGGUUUCACAUCCAGUGGGUCAGUAACCAGUACCUGGACAUGACCAGCAGUGAAGUGAUGAAUCGGCAGAGAAGCAACGUGGAGGGGAAGUACCUCCUGGACGGAGUGCCCUUCAGCUGCUGUAACCUGUUCUCCCCUCGGCCCUGCAUCCAGCACCAAAUCACCAACAGCUCUGCACACUACAACUACGACUACCAGACGGAGGAACUGAACCUGAACCAGAAGGGCUGCAGACACGCGCUACUGGAUUACUACACCCACAUCAUGCAGUCCAUCGGCUUCAUCGUGCUCAUCAUCUGGCUCUUCGAGCUUGCUGUGCUCACGGGAGUCCGUUACCUGCAGACCUCCAUGGAGAAUGUGCUGAAGUUAGGAAACCCCGACUCUGAGUCAGAAGGCUGGCUUCUGGAGAACAGCAUCGCGGAGACAGCCCGCUAUAACUUCAACAUCAUCAAGAACCUGGGAAAGUGCUACCAGGUGGACGAUGAUCCCAACAUCGACGUCCCGAGCAGCAGAGCGAACGUCCCCACUCAGCAAAUCCCGGUGGCCAGCUAG
This is a messenger RNA of Ictalurus furcatus (blue catfish), 1560 nucleotides long. RefSeq names its product peripherin 2-like b (gene prph2lb). Lineage: Eukaryota; Metazoa; Chordata; Actinopteri; Siluriformes; Ictaluridae. The record is from RefSeq and is a predicted model, not a curated record. Gene Ontology annotation, cellular component: membrane. Gene Ontology annotation, biological process: visual perception. The transcript has 4 exons. The coding region runs from base 334 to 1560 and encodes 408 amino acids.